UUGUGUUGGAACGCGCGUCAGUACCCAAGUGAUACACACAAAUAUUUUAACUUUUAUAUGUAUACAUACAUAUACGGCUAAAGAAAUAGGAAAGACUAACAGAAACAAGACAAAAAGAAGAGUAUAUUAAUACUUUAAAAUAUAAAAGAUCUCAAUUAAAACCAACAAGAUGUCUGAAGCCCACUUUGAUGAAUAUGAGCACUACAAUUUUGACCAUGACAAGCACAUGUUCUGUGGCAACAGCGGUAAGCAGCGCUCGAAGAAAGAAGCCAAAAUGCACACAAACCACUUCGACCCCUCAGGACACUCAAGAAAACUAUUGACAAAGCUCAUGAACACCAACAACAACAAAAAGGCUUUCAAAAAUUGAUGGACCCCAUCAGCAACGAAAGAAGACGUAGAAAGAAAGAAAUACCUAAGCAAAAAGAAGUGCGAAGAAACCAUAUCGAAUUUUAGUUACAAAAAAGAAGGUAGAAAUUGAAAAACAACUAAAGGUGAGAAGGAAAGAAGAAGAGGAGAGGGCGGCAGCAGCAGGACUGUCUCUGCUGCAGUGCUUUGGCGUUCGAGGUAGUGGGCGAAUACGAGAAGAGUGGAGAGAGAGAAAUUUGUGAAUGUUAUAAUCAUUUUUAUCCAUUUAUGCUUUCACAAAGACAAAAACAAAAAAACUGUAUUCGUUUACGCUACAAUUUUGAAAACAUAAUACAUAAUUACUAUUUAACUUAAAUUUAAGUCUAGUUCGUUUAUUAUUAUGAAGUUGAUUGAGUUAAAUAUUGAUUAUAAAAUAAAAGGAAACACAAAACUGA
Messenger RNA from Scaptodrosophila lebanonensis, 803 nucleotides. RefSeq names its product nuclear protein 1. Gene Ontology annotation, biological process: negative regulation of cell cycle; negative regulation of cell population proliferation; regulation of transcription by RNA polymerase II. Lineage: Eukaryota; Metazoa; Arthropoda; Insecta; Diptera; Drosophilidae. The transcript has a single exon. Gene Ontology annotation, cellular component: nucleus. The coding region runs from base 170 to 370 and encodes 66 amino acids. The record is from RefSeq and is a predicted model, not a curated record.